AUGCCGAUGGUUAGAGUGGGUAGAGUCAAUAUCCAACUAGCCGACUCUAUGAAAUACCUGGGAAUCAUGGUGGAUGGAUCGUGGAAUUUUCGGUCUCACUUUUGUUAUGUUGAAUCCAAGGCGUCUAGGGUUAUUCGAGCCUUGAAUAGGCUUAUGCCCAAUUUAAGAGGUCCGGGGGAGAGAAAGCGGCAGCUGUUCGCUAAAGUCUUGACGUCAGUUGUUAUGUACGCGUCCCCGGUAUGGGCUGAGGCAUUUUCAUCUGCCUCGGAUCGAGUUGACCGCCCGCUGCGUCGCUUACAGCGAGCUAUUGCUAUUCGGAUGAUCGCUGGUUAUAGGACGGUAUCCUAUGACGCAGCGACCCUGUUGGCUAGAAAUCCUCCCUGGCCACUCGAGGCUACUAUGCGGAGCAGAAUAUAUAAUAGAAUCACGGAUUUAAGAGCUAGAGGUGAAUAUAGCCCCCAAACGGAUGCCGAAGUUCGCGAUGGGGAAUAUUUGUCACUUAUCCGCCAAUGGCAAAUAUCCCUAGAUAGGCCUGGAAUCUGGGGCCAAAAAACUGUCUCAGCAAUUCGGCCUCAUUUGCAUAGGUGGCUGGUGCAUAAAUUCGGCGAGAUAAACUUCUAUGGUGCCCAAAUGCUAACUGGUCAUGGUAGCUUUGGACUUUUUUUUUUUUUUAUGGAGGAUAAACAAGACGGAGGCACCGGCGUGUCGUCAUUGCCCUUCGGUGGAUGA
Camponotus floridanus (Florida carpenter ant) is the source of this 729-nucleotide messenger RNA. RefSeq lists its product as uncharacterized. The transcript has a single exon. The record is from RefSeq and is a predicted model, not a curated record. Bases 1 to 729 code for a protein of 242 amino acids. NCBI's taxonomy places the organism in Eukaryota, Metazoa, Arthropoda, Insecta, Hymenoptera, Formicidae.